UUGCUGAUUGUGGGCUACUUUCCGAUGUACAGUGACUCAAAGCGCACAACUUUCUGCCGCUGUUGGAGUUUGUUUUUUCUAACGGAAAUGCUCGUCGGUUUUCACAGACUUUAUUAAGUUACAUUUUGUUCGGAUACCGUGGCCAUUAUGUCAGUAAAAUGCAGAGCAGCCAUCCAAGGACCAGGGCAGCGUGUUAAGUUCAGGGGCUAGCUGGCCUGCUGUACCCCUUUUUUAAAGGGUGGCUGCUGGGAUGCAACGGAAGAGCAGCAGUGGUGGUGGUGGAAAUAACCAAACCCAGGGUCUACCAAGACAUCUAUCCAAGCCCCACACAGUAUCUCUGUCUGCUGGAUCCACCAAGACCUGGGAUAUGGGCCGCAGCUCCAAGAACCCCAACCCUCUGAGCAGCAUGGGGCUCACCUCUCAUCUGGUGGGGGCUCCAGGAGUGGAUCCAGAGUAUGUCAUGCAUCUGGUGAAUGAUGUACGGGGCUUCGCUGAUGUGCUGCUCAACCUAAAAGAGGCUUUCCAGUGUAAAGAGAAUCUAGAAGGUCUUCAGGAGGUGGUGCAGGAACGUUUGGCAGAGUUACUUCGCGUCCUCAAGACCGUCAUCAGCAAACACCAGACCCUCAACUCAGUGGAUAUCCUCGGAGCGGCCGGCACGGUCAUCGCCAAGGUCAAAGGCAUUAACUUCAAGGAAGUGAACCCAGAAAACGCACAGGCUAUAUUUGGCGAGAUACACACAUCCAUUGACACUUUGGCAUUCACUUUCGGCAAUGUAGUUUCUGACUUCCUUAUGGGAGAUGUGGACGGCGGCUCAGGGUUGGGGAUCCCCCAGACCAGGAGAAGCAGGUCUUUUGACAAUCUCUCUUUGGAUCCUGAGGGAUAUUUGUCAGAGAAAAAUGACCUUGUGGGUCCAGAGGUGCCGCUUUCACGAGAGGAAGAAGUUGACUUGACCCUGCUGAAGAAUGACAGCGGCGUGGAGUCUGCUCUACUCUACGCCAAGGCCUGGUCCAGGUACAUCAAAGACCUCCUGGCCUGGAUGGAGAAACGGCUGGCCAUGGAUAUUGAGUAUGCCAAAAGUUUUUCCAAAAUGGCAGAGUCUGCUAAGACACUGGCCAGCCAACAGGACUACAUGCCAUUCAGUGACAUCUACGUUUCCACGUUCAAGAACGACAUUGAAUACAAACAGCUGCUUACUCAAACUGCAAUAGCUCUUCAGACCAACAAAUACAUUCAGCCUCUUCUUGCCCGUAAGAAUGACCUCGACAGGUUGAGGAAAGACAUCAAGGAGCAGUGGCAGAGGGAGCAAAAGAAAAUGCAAGAGGCCGGGGCAACCUUGCGUAAAGCACGAGUGCUGAAAGCCCAGAGGAGAGAGGAGUACCAGAAAGCCCACACAUCUACCAACCGCUCCCAGGAGGAGCACGCUGCCGCUGGCAACAAACAGCUGGAGAAGAAGAGGAAGCUGGAGGAGGAGGCUCUGCAGAAGGCGGAGGAGGCCCAGGAUCAGUACCAGAGCUGCAUGGCUGACGCAGGCGUCAGGAAGAUGGAUCUGGCCAACGCCAAGAGCACCAUCCUCACACAGAUCAGAGAGAUGGUCUUCCAGUGUGACCUCACACUCAAAGCUGUGACGGUGAACUGGUUCCAGAUGCAGCAGGCGCAGACGGUGUCGCUCCCUGCUCACUACCAGGCUCUGAGUGAGAGCUCCAAGUUGUACGAACCGGGUGAAUGCUAUGCCGAGUUCAUCCGUAACCUGCCCAAAGAUCUGCCUAAAGAGCGUCUGCACUCAGACUCCACCUCGUCUGACAAUGCCAGGUUUGUGUUCAACAAAAGGUCUGUGGGCAGCACUCAUUCCUCCCAUGGCAACCUGUCGCAGGCAUCCAUCUACUCUGGUGACGUGCUGAGCGGAGACGAGGUGGACUGUGCCCUUCAACGCUCUGCGAAGAUCAGCGAGCGCAGGUCCAACAGCAGCACCGACAUACCAGCGCUGAGAAGCCAGGCCACGUUGAGAGCUUGGGCCUCCGGUAGUCAGGGCAGCCAGGGCGGGAUGUGCAGCGACUCGGAGAGCGCAGGAGGCAGCAGCGAGUCCCGGUCCAUGGACUCCCCCACCGCCAGUCCAGGUGACUUCAAGCGACGGCUGCCGAGGACUCCGUCCACUGGCACCAUGUCUUCUGCUGAUGACCUGGAUGAGAGGGAGCAACCAUCGCCUUCAGACAACGGAACUGGAAGUCACCUGUCUGGCGUGUUCCCUCAUCUUUGGAUCGGAUUUUCAGGUCUGGCAGAGAUGGUGACGGAGACGGCCAGUUCUCCGGGUCCCUUCAGAAACGCUCAGAUGUCCAAAGCCUCUCAAACCCAUAAGCUGAGAAAACUACGAGCUCCAUCUAAGUGCAGAGAGUGUGACAGCCUGGUAGUUUUCCAUGGAGCGGAGUGCGAGGAGUGCUCCCUCGCCUGCCAUAAGAAGUGUCUAGAAACGCUUGCUAUCCAGUGUGGCCAUAAAAAGCUGCAAGGCAGACUGCAGCUGUUUGGUAUCGACUUUACACAAGCAGCGAAGAACAGUCCAGAUGGCAUCCCUUUCAUCAUCAAAAAGUGCACGUCUGAGAUUGAGAGUCGAGCCCUCAACAUCAAGGGGAUUUAUCGUGUGAACGGAGCCAAAUCACGCGUGGAGAAGCUUUGUCAGGCGUUUGAAAACGGGAAGGACUUGGUUGAGCUGUCCGACCUCUCUCCUCACGAUAUCGGCAAUGUUCUCAAACUCUACCUGAGACAGCUACCAGAGCCCUUGAUCCUAUAUCGUUACUACAACGAUAUUAUCGGCUUGGCCAAAGAGUGUCAGAGAGUGAUAGUGGAGGAGGCGGAUAAACCUAAAAUAGGAGAGAAGGGGGGGGCCAGCGUCGGGCUCAACAGAGUCCUCUUCAAGAUCAGAGACCUUCUCCGCCAGCUGCCUGCAGCCAACUACAGGACUCUGCGCUUCCUUAUAGCUCACCUACACAAAGUGACGGAGCAGGCGGAGGAGAACAAGAUGACGGCGAGUAAUCUGGGUAUAAUCUACGGCCCCACGCUGGUGAAGCCCCGGCAGACGGACGCCGAGGUGUCCCUGUCCUCGCUGGUGGACUACCCCUACCAGGCCCUGAUGGUGGAGCUGCUGGUGCGCCACUUCCACGCGGUGUUUGACGUUUCACUUCUGCCCGCCUCCGACAACAUCACAUCCUGCCAGGCGUCCCCCAGACUCACCCCGCAAGAGAAGGUGCAGCGGCUCAGCAGACACUCCGCCUCCCUGAUGGAUAUCAAAGAGAGUGCCAAAGUGUACAAGAGAUACUCGUCAGUGAUCCCCUCCUCACACAUCAUGAAUGAGGUUCACGAGGUGCAGCCGGGGACGGACAGAACGGAGGACUCGGCCUCGGACAGACUCAACGGGGUCCAGACCCUCGCUGAAGGAGACAUGCAGAGGUCCACCUUAGUGUUCGGCCCCCCCACCACCGCUGUGGCACCAAAGGUCCAGCUCCGCACCCAGCGCGCCAGACACGUGUCUCGACCCAUCAGCAUGCCGCUAGAACGCCUGCCCGCGCCCGCCCACAUCAGCGAGAGGAAUUACCGUAACGCUGCUGCUAAAACUGACUCCAGCUCCUCUGAACGCGUCUCUGAAUCUAUUCAGGAGAUACCAGAGCCAGAGAAAGCCCGCCAAAGUGGCUCGUCGAGAGUUAGCACCUACUACAUCACUCCUUUCAUGGACACACAGUCCAUGCAGAGGAGAACGUGGGACAGGAAGUACAAGCACUAUGAUGUCACACCCAGGACUGCUAAGAUCAUGGCCAACCUCCCACCUGCCAGCACUGGAAUCCAACCUGUGAAAGCAAUCAUGCCCGUCACUCUUAGCCCAGCGCUAACAGCUACAGUUAGCCCAGCCAUAACCGCUACUGUUAGCCCAGCGCUAACAGCUACAGUCCCUACUUCAAGUAGUGUGAGCAACAUGUUAUGCACCCUUCCCUACACAGUGUCAAACCCGGUCUGGACUUAUAAAAGGGAAAGCGACUCGGAUAAUUCUGUCGGCGAGGCUAGCAGCUCGCCAAAACUCCCGCUAACGCUCAGGGCGCCGAGAACUCUGCAGCCGCCUCCUGGAACUUUCUACAAGCCCCCCGUUUCUUUUAACAGCAGGGCAAGGACGCUUCCCAACUGGACUACAACUGUUACCACGGUCACCACCACCACAACCACCGCCAGCCCCGCCCUCGCCCUCUCCACCACUGCCCAGGUAGUCUCCUCAUCCCCUGCCCUAUCAACGAGCCCCCCACUGACUCGGCUCCAGACUCAGGACUCCGUCGACAGCGCCAUUGACCCCGGGUUCUCAACCUCUGCCAGCCUUUCCCCCCCACAGUCCCCCCCUCAGUCCCCACCCCCCAGCAGCCCCGACGACUUAAGCCCCAGCGAGACUAAACCCGUGUACCAAAGACUUCGCCCUCGGCGGACGCAGGAGCUCGAACACAGAGAGGCACAUUUUGUCUGAAGCCAAAAAAACACACAUUAUAUCUGUAAAUAUUAUUGUAUCCGUGCCAUAGUGUAUACAUCGGAAGACGUUUUUUAUAAUACAAGCUGAGUGGGAGAAAUGUAGGCCUGUGAAAAUAAACCAUGAAAGUGUUAUAAGUACUAAUAUAUUGUAUUUUACAUAUUCAAGUCCAAAUGUCAACAGUGGUUGCUCUCCCAAGCGUUCAAAACAGACGAAUGCCAACAUUGAAUGUGUAGUGCUAUUAAGUUAUAAAUACAUGAAUUAUCCAUUUGUAUGUCAAAGAUAGAAAGAAAUGUGUCAACCACAACAUGACAUCUGUCUCUGAAGAAUUGUAAGUCUAUUAUUUUCCUUGUUUUGAAUUGAACCUCUUAGUUCCUGUACAAUGUUUGAUUUGUUAUGAAAUUAUAUUUGAUGUAAUCACACGAUGCACUUAACGCAGGUUCAAAUUCUAAUGUGCCUUUUUAUGUUAGAAUUUGCUUAAGUUUUAUUCUUCAAUGAACAGAUGGAAGUAUUUUUAACAUGAGGUUUUUUUAUUUUAAAGAGUUCAACAUUGUCUCUUUCAAAUGAGUCCUUUGAUGCCUGCGAUUGGUACAUCUUUUCUCAGUAUGUAAACCUUAUGUAUCUGUUUACGUUUUUUUUAUAUCCAUUCUUACAUACUGCAUGUUCGUCACAGUAAUGUUGUUCCAUUGCAUUAUUGUGACCAUACAGAAAAAAAUUACAUGCAACAGUGAUUGAUGCAAAUUAAAAAUGUAUUUGUAAUUGUUA
Notothenia coriiceps (black rockcod) is the source of this 5257-nucleotide messenger RNA. Its product is annotated as rho GTPase-activating protein 29-like. Gene Ontology annotation, cellular component: cytoplasm. The record is from RefSeq and is a predicted model, not a curated record. Lineage: Eukaryota; Metazoa; Chordata; Actinopteri; Perciformes; Nototheniidae. The transcript has 22 exons. Bases 251 to 4492 code for a protein of 1413 amino acids. Gene Ontology annotation, molecular function: GTPase activator activity. Gene Ontology annotation, biological process: signal transduction; activation of GTPase activity.